Messenger RNA from Dreissena polymorpha, 1286 nucleotides. RefSeq lists its product as uncharacterized. Gene Ontology annotation, cellular component: membrane; catenin complex. The coding region runs from base 1 to 807 and encodes 268 amino acids. The record is from RefSeq and is a predicted model, not a curated record. NCBI's taxonomy places the organism in Eukaryota, Metazoa, Mollusca, Bivalvia, Myida, Dreissenidae. The transcript is spliced from 7 exons. Gene Ontology annotation, molecular function: cadherin binding; calcium ion binding.
AUGAGUGGAUUGACAGGAUUCCGUGUGAUGCUCUGGUUGUUGAAGUACUCGGAUGAAGAAGAAGAAAAUGAGGACGAUGACGACAACGAAGAAGAAGAAGAAGUAGAAGAAGAUGAUGAGGAGGAGGAGUUGAAGGAUGAGGAUGAAGAGGAGGACGAAGAGGAUCACGAGAUAUCCCUUAACACCAAAAGCGAUGUCACUUUCACUGCUGCCGGUGUGCUUAAGCUAGCCAAUGGAAAACGCUGGCUCAGAAAACCACUUGCGGUCGCUGCGUGGGCAAUUUCGUACACAAUAACGUCCGGCAACAACGGCAGUGUGAUGCAGAUCAGUGCAACCGGUGUCAUCACGUUGGCUGCCGGAAAGAGUCUCGACUUUGAAACCACGCUUUCUUAUACCUUAGUUAUAACUGUAACGGGUGCAAGCGGGAGUCCGGAUGUCGCUACUCUUACGGUCAACAUUAAAAACGUCCUCGAGUUCGGAAAGACUCUGUAUGACGUCUGUAUGGUCGACGGAUCGACCGCAGACACGACCGUAGGAACAUACACCAUGAAGGACAAUACCGGUGGAGCAACUGUCACCUACGCAAUUACAUCCGGCGAGCUUAAGGUAUCAACUGGAAAGACGCUGGCUCAGAAAACCACAGAGAAAUACACGGUGGUGCUAGCGGCGACGGAAUCAGGAUCAACCGCAUUCGCUGACCCUGGAUCUAACACAGUCUCAGUCGACGUUGGCACAUGCGGAUGCUCUGCCGUGGCGGCGACAUUGGGACUCACUUUGCUUGCGGUGGUUCUUGCCGUCUCCGCUUAAGGUGGCGCUUGGGAGGGGACGCUGACAGUCGUUGAAUGUCUGUGAUAUUAACAUUUAAUAACACUUUCAAAAGAUAUAGGUCUUACAUGUAUUUGUUUCUGACGUAUUAGUACGUUAUAUACUAAAUUACGUCAGGCGUGUAGACCACCUUGUAUAGCUAAUAGCGUUAAAUUAAAAUAAAGAACAUGUGUUAGUGUCUGGGUUAUACACUGUUAAUAUUUAUUCUUAAGGAACUUGGAAACGGGCAACAACUUUGGCUUCGUCGCGUUUACUUCCCUCAAAAUUUACUUCUAUGGUUUUUUAUGCUUAUGCAUGUUUAUUUAAAUAUUGUAUCAUUAACACCUGUGAUACGUUUAUUUGGUGAGGGGUGCCAGUAUGAAUGUCUUCAGGGAUGUGACCUUUGGCAGCCUCUUACCGUCUAAACUUUAACUUUCGUCAUGCGCUUGGUUUGAAGUUGAUGUGUUAAUGACAAUAACAAU